GCGCGGGGUGGCGGCAGACGGCGCAGGUUCCCCCCUCUGGUGGCGGCGCGGUGGUGCGCGCCGCCCAGGGAGCUGCGGCCGGGGGUUUGAACUGGCCAAUUUCUCCAGCGGGCAGGGGCGAGCGCCAGCUCGGCUGCCUGGGCGAGUGACACGCGGAGCUGAAGCCAUGGUUCAUCAGGUGCUCUACCGGGCGCUGGUCUCCACCAAGUGGCUGGCGGAGUCCAUCAGGACUGGCAAGCUGGGGCCCGGCCUGCGGGUGCUGGACGCCUCCUGGUACUCACCGGGCACCCGAGAGGCCCGCAAAGAGUACCUGGAGCGCCACGUGCCCGGCGCCUCUUUCUUUGACAUAGAGGAGUGCCGGGACACGGCGUCGCCCUACGAGAUGAUGCUACCCAGCGAGACUGGCUUCGCCGACUACGUGGGCCGCCUGGGCAUCAGCAACCACACGCACGUGGUGGUGUAUGAUGGUGACCACCUGGGCAGCUUCUACGCUCCCCGGGUCUGGUGGAUGUUCCGUGUGUUCGGCCACCGCACGGUAUCAGUGCUCAAUGGUGGCUUCCGGAACUGGCUGAAAGAGGGCCACCCCGUGACAUCCGAGCCCUCACGCCCCGAACCUGCCGUCUUCAAAGCCACACUGGACCAUUCCCUGCUCAAGACCUAUGAGCAGGUGCUGGAGAACCUUGAAUCUAAGAGGUUCCAGCUGGUGGAUUCACGGUCCCAAGGGCGGUUCCUGGGUGCUGAGCCAGAGCCGGAUGCAUUCGGACUGGACUCGGGCCACAUUCAUGGCUCAGUCAACAUGCCUUUCAUGGACUUCCUGACUGAAGAUGGCUUCGAGAAGAGCCCAGAAGAGCUCCGUGCUCUGUUCCAGGCCAAGAAGGUGGAUCUCUCGCAGCCUCUCAUUGCCACAUGCCGCAAGGGGGUCACCGCCUGCCACGUGGCUCUGGCUGCUUACCUCUGCGGCAAGCCUGAUGUGGCCGUGUACGACGGCUCCUGGUCCGAGUGGUUUCGCCGGGCGCCCCCAGAGACCCGUGUGUCCCAGGGGAAGUCUGGGAAGGCCUGAGCCACGACCUCUCCUGCUUACUGUAACUGUGGCCAGUUUAGUGACCCCGUGACUCGCAGCCAGGCAAAGGAGAUUGACAUGAUUUUAGAAUUGCUGUGCAAGCCUCACUCUCCCUGUCAACACUGGAAUAAACUUUGCCUUUCUGA
Sapajus apella (tufted capuchin) is the source of this 1206-nucleotide messenger RNA. RefSeq names its product thiosulfate sulfurtransferase (gene TST). Gene Ontology annotation, molecular function: thiosulfate-cyanide sulfurtransferase activity. The transcript is spliced from 3 exons. The record is from RefSeq and is a predicted model, not a curated record. Gene Ontology annotation, biological process: transsulfuration. The coding region runs from base 167 to 1060 and encodes 297 amino acids. Gene Ontology annotation, cellular component: mitochondrion. NCBI's taxonomy places the organism in Eukaryota, Metazoa, Chordata, Mammalia, Primates, Cebidae.